CGCCAUGGCCCGCACCCCCAGCCUGCUGCGCCUGGCGCUCCUGCUGCUCGGGGCGGUGGGCAGGGCCGGCCCCCGCCCACAGGGCGCCAGGGUGUCCCUCUCAGAGACAGUGCAGAAAUGGAGAGAGUACCGGCGCCAGUGCCAACGUUUCCUCACGGAAGCGCCACUCCUGGCCACAGGCCUCUUCUGCAACCGGACCUUUGAUGACUAUGCCUGCUGGCCAGAUGGGCCCCCAGGUUCCUUUGUGAAUGUCAGCUGCCCCUGGUACCUGCCCUGGGCCAACAGUGUGCUCCAAGGCCACGUGUACCGGUUCUGCACAGCGGAGGGGCUCUGGCUACAUAAGGAUAACUCCAGCCUGCCCUGGAGGGACCUGUCGGAGUGUGAAGAGUCCAAGCGAGGGGAGAGAAACUCCCCUGAGGAACAGCUCCUGUCACUGUACAUCAUCUACACAGUGGGGUACGCGCUCUCUUUCUCCGCCUUGGUCAUUGCUUCAGCCAUCCUUGUUGGCUUCAGACACUUGCACUGCACCAGAAACUACAUCCACCUGAACCUGUUUGCAUCCUUCAUCCUCCGAGCACUGUCCGUCUUCAUCAAAGAUGCUGCCCUCAAGUGGAUGUACAGCACGGCUGCCCAGCAGCACCAGUGGGACGGGCUCCUCUCCUAUCAGGACUCUCUAGGCUGCCGACUGGUGUUCUUGCUCAUGCAGUACUGUGUGGCAGCCAACUACUACUGGUUGCUCGUGGAAGGCGUGUAUCUCUACACGCUGCUGGCCUUCUCGGUGUUCUUGGAGCAACGUAUCUUCAAGCUGUACCUGAGCAUAGGCUGGGGAGUCCCGCUGCUGUUUGUUAUCCCCUGGGGCGUUGUCAAGUAUCUCUAUGAGGAUGAGGGCUGCUGGACUAGGAACUCCAACAUGAACUACUGGCUCAUCAUCCGAUUACCCAUCCUCUUCGCUAUCGGGGUCAACUUUCUUAUCUUCAUCCGGGUCAUCUGCAUCGUGGUCUCCAAGCUGAAGGCUAAUCUCAUGUGUAAGACUGACAUCAAAUGCAGGCUUGCCAAGUCCACUCUGACGCUCAUCCCACUUCUGGGGACACAUGAAGUCAUCUUUGCCUUUGUGAUGGAUGAGCAUGCCCGAGGAACCCUACGCUUCGUCAAGCUGUUCACCGAACUCUCCUUCACUUCCUUCCAGGGCUUGAUGGUGGCUAUCUUGUACUGCUUUGUCAACAAUGAGGUCCAGAUGGAGUUUCGGAAGAGCUGGGAGCGCUGGAGGCUGGAACACUUGAACAUUCAGAGAGACAGCAGCAUGAAACCCCUCAAGUGUCCCACCAGCAGUGUCAGCAGUGGGGCCACAGUGGGCAGCAGUGUGUACGCGGCCACCUGCCAGACUUCCUGUAGUUGAGCCCCAGUGCCGCUCAUCCUGUGGUCUUUGCUGUUGGCUGGGUGGGCCAUCCCAGGUGGGAGAGACCCUGGGGACAG
This is a messenger RNA of Grammomys surdaster, 1473 nucleotides long. It is a transcript of the gene Glp1r, whose product is annotated as glucagon like peptide 1 receptor. Gene Ontology annotation, molecular function: peptide hormone binding; glucagon receptor activity. Gene Ontology annotation, biological process: cell surface receptor signaling pathway; adenylate cyclase-activating G protein-coupled receptor signaling pathway. NCBI's taxonomy places the organism in Eukaryota, Metazoa, Chordata, Mammalia, Rodentia, Muridae. The coding region runs from base 5 to 1396 and encodes 463 amino acids. The record is from RefSeq and is a predicted model, not a curated record. Gene Ontology annotation, cellular component: plasma membrane. The transcript has 13 exons.